Molecule: messenger RNA, 918 nt
Organism: Mytilinidion resinicola
Lineage: Eukaryota; Fungi; Ascomycota; Dothideomycetes; Mytilinidiales; Mytilinidiaceae
Exons: 2
Coding region: 1-918 (305 amino acids)
Source: RefSeq, a predicted model, not a curated record
AUGGGCUUCGACAAGCAAGGCGCCGUUUCGGUCUUCGAGCUAGUCAUCUACUUCCCCGCCAUAAUCGUCGCAGCCAUCGUCUGCAGCCGUCACGGCUUCGGCCGCAGCUCCGGCUGGAUCUACACCCUCAUCCUUUGUCUCGUCCGCAUCAUCGGCGCAUGCUGCCAACUCGCAACAUAUGCCAACAAAACCAGCACCGGUCUCAUUGAGGCCGUCGUGAUCCUGGACUCCGUGGGGAUGUCCCCGCUACUCCUCGCAACCCUCGGACUACUUUCCCGAUGUGCGGAUACAAUCAACUCCACCAAGGGCAGCACCUUCAGCGCCAUCCACUUUCGCCUCCUGCAGCUCCUCAUCACCAUCGGCCUGAUCCUCUGCAUCGUCGGCGGCACCUCUAGCACCUCCUCCGACGGUACCUACCACGUGCAGUCCGAGACCAAGAUCGGCGAGAUCCUCUACGUCGUCGCCUUAGCCGCACUCUACAUCGUCGCCUUCAUCACAAAGAGCAAGAUGCACAACGCGCCCAGCUCCGACAACCGCCUCGCGUGGGCCGUCAUCAUUGCGCUGCCCCUCAUCACAGUCCGCCUGCUCUACUCGCUCAUCUCGGUGUUUACGCACGACAAGCACUUCAGCUUGCUCACGGGCUCCGUCAUCAUCCAUGUCUUCAUGGCUGUCCUUGAGGAAAUGGUCGUUGUGGUCAUCUAUCUGGCUUUCGGCUGGGCUACGCCAGUGCUUGCGGCUGAGGCGCGCGGCCCCAUUGCCAACAGGCCGUGGAAGGGCAACCUUUCCCCCGCCGGCCAGGCUCAGCACGGAAACGGUCACGGACGCGGACGGAGACAGGGCCCUAUCCACCAGUUGGUUGGCGCCGGUAUUGCUGCUGCGCAAUCCAGGAGCCAGCCGAGACAGCAGCAGGGUGUGUAG